Molecule: messenger RNA, 3690 nt
Organism: Populus trichocarpa (black cottonwood)
Lineage: Eukaryota; Viridiplantae; Streptophyta; Magnoliopsida; Malpighiales; Salicaceae
Product: pentatricopeptide repeat-containing protein At1g07590, mitochondrial
Exons: 4
Coding region: 1278-2855 (525 amino acids)
Cellular component (GO): mitochondrion
Molecular function (GO): protein binding
Source: RefSeq, a predicted model, not a curated record
GACAUCAUUUAAUUUUUUUUUAAUUAAAUCAGAUUUUUACGAAAAUUAAACUAUCCUUAAAUUUAAAUAAGCUCCUCCUCCUCCGCUUAAAACCCGUUUGCACUUUCUGCCUUCUUCGCGCAGUAGCACAAGCACUUUACCACCAGCGCCACAAAAGCCAUGGAAUUGGAAGCCCAACAUCUUUAUUACAAUUCGAAUAGAAACCCAAUGGCAAAAUUUUAGGUUCGCUCUUAUCUCCUCAACUGACAGCUUUCCUAACAAUUUCUUUCCUUUUCUGUCCAUUUUUCUUUGUUCUUGGAUAUCCUUUUAAUUUCUGUCGUUUUCUCUUUUCCCUUUUUAGUGUUUUCUCUUAUUAAUAAUCAGCCAUUGGAUGCUUGCAUUACCAUUACAAUUGCUUUGUGUGUGUUUUGCGUCUAUGCACAUAAGAUGUUUGAUGUUUUUUCUAGCAGUCAAAAAAUGUAGUGCAAAUUAUGUAUUUGUUCUUGGAAUUUAUUUUUUAAUAAUGAUCGUAUUGGGAUUCCCUGCUUCUGUAAUCUCAUUAUUCAUAAGAAGCGAAAACAGCUUGUUUCCCUCUGUGUUGCGCGCUUGCUUUUAUUUUGUGCGUUUUGACUAAUCUUAACUGAUUUGGUGGGAUUCUGGGAUAUGUGAAUUCGGGCUCUGACUGGGUGGUGGAAAUGAGCUCAUGUGGUGCUUUUACAGAGGAGAGAGUUUUUAUUGGGGUUGCCACCCAGCAAGGGCUUCUUUUAGUCAUUAUGUAAUUUUCUGUGUUAAGUUUAACAGCUUUGAAUGACGAAGGAUCCUUUAGGGAUUUAGGUAUAAGUGAGAGAUUUAAUAUGAUAGGAGCGAACCUUCAGGAUUGAUUAUGGCUUGUUACAAAUAUGUAACAUAUUGAUAUAGAAUCACCCUUUGUAUGUAUCUGUUUCAAUUUUAGCUAUCGGUGAGCUGGUGCACAAACAGAACUAAACACAAAUGAGAAACUUAUGCGUGUCAAUUUUGUAAAGAACUUGUUACCUAAAUAGAGAUCUUACCAAUUUUCCAGUUACUGUUUCAUUGAAGGAGGUUGAUCGCAUAACACCACAGAAGGGUCAAGGUCAAGCAGAAAACUUUGCAAUUCCUGUUUCAAGUAUGUUGAGUAAGCAACAACUGGAACAAAGGUUAAUGCUUCAGUUAUUUAUGUUCCCUACCAUUUGCUGCAGCAGCUGUUAUGGAGGCAAUGGUAACUGAGUUGAGAUUUAUUGUCUGCAUUAGAGGGAAUCACUUAGCGUUAUCUGAAAAGCAUGCAGGCACUAGCUCUUUUGAGGCAUCGCCGGUUCUCACAAACAAUUAAUCAAACACUUUUUAUCCCCUCUUUAUUUGUCUAUCAAACACCUUAUACUUGCUUCAACUUUCUAAAUACCCACACAAUUGAUAAAUUUCCCAAGAAAAGCUUAGACCCAGAAGGACCGAAGUGCUUAUCUUCGAGAAUUGAGAAACUUCCGAGAGGAGAAUCAGUUGGAUAUGCCUUUCAAAGUUGGAUGGGCGAGGGUUUUCCCAUUCAUCGAGGUGAUGUUUUUCACACAAUUAAUCGCUUAAGGAAGCUCAGAUUAAACAAACGCGCACUUGAGGUGAUGGAAUGGGUAGUAAGGGAGAGGCCCUACAGGCUCAAGGAACUAGACUACUCUUAUUUGUUGGAAUUCACAACCAAACAUCAUGGGAUAUCACAUGGCGAAAAGCUCUUCUUGCAUGUCCCGUCUGAGUUUCAGAACGAGUUGCUGUAUAACAAUCUUGUAAUUUCAUGCUUGGAAAAAGGUGUCAUUAGGCUUUCACUUGAUUACAUGAAGAAAAUGAGGGAACAAGGUCAUCCCAUUUCAUAUUUGAUUUUCAACCGCCUUAUAAUCCUCCAUUCCUCACCUGGCAGUAGGAAAAUGAUCCCGAAAAUCCUUGCUCAAAUGAGGGCUGAUAAGGUGGUUCCCCAUGUUUCAACAUAUAAUAUCCUGAUGAAGAUUGAAGCAAAUGAACAUAAUGUUGAUGGGUUAGUGAAGGUAUUUAAUGAUAUGAAGAGAUUUAAAGUUGAGCCGAAUGAAGUAUCUUUCUGCAUAUUAGCUACCGCGCAUGCAGCGGCAAGGUUGUAUACUGUGGCUGAAGCAUAUGUUGAAGCUGUGGAGAAGUCAUGUAGUGGAGACAACUGGUCAACACUUGAUGUUUUGAUCAUAUUGUACGGGCAUUUAGGAAAGGAGAAGGAACUAGAAAGAACUUGGGGCAUUGUACUAGAACUGCCUCAUGUUAGGUCUAAAAGUUACAUGCUUGCAAUUGAAGCAUAUGGUAAAAUUGGACAGCUUAGCCGAGCUGAAGAGCUUUGGUUAGAGAUGAAGUCAAUACAUGGGUUGAGAUCAACUGAGCAGUUCAAUUCCAUGUUAUCCGUGUAUUGUAAACAUGGGCUUAUUAAGAAAGCAACUGGGAAUUUUAGGGAAAUGGAGAUAAAUGGGUGCAAAGCAAAUUCCAUAACUUUUCGUCAUCUUGCAUUGGGUUGUUUAAAGGCUAACUUGGUGGAGGAAGCCUUAAAGACUCUAGAAAUGGGGAAAAACUUGACAACAAGCAAUAGGGUAAAGAAUUCAACCCCAUGGUUGGAGACCACUCUAUCAAUAAUUGAACUUUUUGCAGAAAAGGGUGAUGUAGUCAACGUUGAGAAAUUGUUUGAAGAACUUGCGAAAGCAAAGUACGUAAGGCAUACAUUUGUAUUCAAUAUUUUAAUAAAGGCUUACGUGAAAGCCAAGAUUUACAGUCCAAAUCUCUUGAGAAGGAUGAUUUUAGGGGGUGCUAGGCCAGAUGCUGAGACAUAUAGCCUGAUCAAACUUGCUGAGCAGUUUCGACCCUGAUUUUGAUAUGCUCAAAAAGAAUUGACAACAAGCAAUAGGGUAAAGAAUUCAACCCAGUGGUUGGAGACUACUCUUUUAAUAAUUGAAUUUUUUGCAGAAAAGGGUGGUGUAGUUAAUGCUGAGGAGUUUGAAGAACUCACAAAAACAAAGUACACAAGGGAUGCUUUUGUAUUGAAUAUCUUAAUAAAGGCUUAUGUGAAAGCCAACAAUCCAAAUCUCUUGAGAAGGAUAUUUUAGGGGGUGCUACGCCAGAUGCUGAGACAUAUAGCCUGAUGACAGUUUCGACCUGAUUCUGUUACCGUCAGAAGAUUUCAUAGACGACAGUAUGGCAUAAAGAAUAGUCCAGUGGUGGUGGAGACAUAAAACAAGAAGUCAGUAAUGCUAAGGGACGGUGGUGCAAGUGAUGACACCGAAUAUUUUUUUUGAAGGUCGGAUCAUUCAUAAAGUUGCAGCUAUAGCCAACUUACCAGGCUGCUGCUAUGAUGCUUCUACCAUGUUUUCUGCAAUUGGAGGCCAUCUGAUCGUCUCGAUGGGGCUGUGAUAUGAUUGUGGGCAGCAAUUACUGAUGUUUCCUGUGUUUUUCAUCACCACAAGUGCUCUGAGCUGCUGCUAUUGCAAUUUUUAUUUGUUGCUGCCGAAAUUAUUAUUUAUCAAUGUGGUUGCUAUGUUCUCUUCUUUGACGGCUACCUGUGGUUUUCUGCUCUCAUUGAUAUUAUGGUUCGUCUAAUUUCUUCUGGAAUUCUUUCACCCAGUUUUGCUUCUCGUAAUAAAAAUUAUGUUUUGUUUCUUGUAUUAUCGAAACAAAAAAUAAUAUAAUAUUUGCUAAUUAGAUUUA